Messenger RNA from Pieris napi, 2560 nucleotides. Its product is annotated as calcium/calmodulin-dependent protein kinase kinase 2-like. The record is from RefSeq and is a predicted model, not a curated record. Gene Ontology annotation, molecular function: ATP binding; protein serine/threonine kinase activity. Bases 35 to 664 code for a protein of 209 amino acids. Gene Ontology annotation, cellular component: cytoplasm. NCBI's taxonomy places the organism in Eukaryota, Metazoa, Arthropoda, Insecta, Lepidoptera, Pieridae. The transcript is spliced from 4 exons. Gene Ontology annotation, biological process: intracellular signal transduction; protein phosphorylation.
GGACAUCUGGUCGCUCGGCGUCACUCUAUACGCCAUGGUGACUGGCCGUGUUCCCUGGACGUCCCCAACAGCUGCAGAGCUGCAGAAGCGAAUCCUUUCAGAGCCUUUGGCGUUCCCUACACGACCCACCCUCUCAAAGCCUCUUAAAAAACUAUUGUCACGCAUGCUUGAUAAGGAUCCCGUUACAAGAGCAACGAUGCAAGAAAUAAAGGACCAUGAGUGGAUAACCUGUGGGGGAAAAGAUCUGCUGCCGUCAGAGCAGGAGAAUUGCAGAUUAGUCGAAGUGACAGAUGAAGACUUAGCACGAGUAGUAACCUCCAUCCCCAACAUCUCCACACUCAUCCUCAUCAAGACCAUGCUCAAGAAACACAGCUUCCAGAACCCAUUUCUACGCAGUCGGGAGAGUAGCUCCCGUCGCGAAUCUAGUGAAACUGGGGAAACGGCCGUUGCUGUGCGAGGGAAACGCACGGUUCUAGCGCGGGCCGGACGCUCGCUCUCAGCUCCUGGAAACUAUCUUACUGACAAGCAAGUUUCAUUCGAUAUCAACUUGGAAGCUGUCGAAGAAACCAAAGAGAAACCAGAAACAAAACAGAGUGUCAGCAAAUCAUCCACAAAGAGCAAGGAAAGCAAAGAAAAUGGUCAAGGGAUUGCACCGCAACGGUGACGCGCCUUAUAAUAAGGCAUUUAAUGUGUGACUUCAUAGUUUUAAGGCUUAUCUCAAAUUUAAUAUUCGUGUCCGCUUUAACCACAAAUUUAUAUAAAUUAGUUUUUAAAUUAUAUUUUCGUUGUGAUAAGUUGGUACAUUUCUUACUUAAAGGAAUCGAAAGAUAAAAGUCAAUUUUAGGAAUUAUUACGGAUAAACUUAACAUAUUUUUUUUCCAUUCAAAUUUAUGAGAAAUAUUAAUCAGUGUUUUUACUUGGUUGUGAAGAUAGCACAUAGAUACAAUAUUUUAUUUUACACAAAAUAUACGCAGCACAAUUUUUACAUAUUUCAUUUAUAUGUUCUGCAUAUACUACAAAGCACUUUUCACAAUGCUUACUUACUAAAGUAAAAAACAUUAUUUAAUAUUAACAAAUCUUUAUAUCUACAACUAUUGUAGGUACAUACUUUAACUUUUCACACCAUAAUAAACACUUUUCGAAGCAAUUAGAAAUCGUUAUUAAUCAAAAGAGGUUUUAUAUAAAACAAAAAUCCGUGUCCUGCUUGCUCAUUAUCAAAAUCUAAUCAUCGGUUUAGAAUUUAGAUGUGAAAGCAAAGGACGGAAACAAAUCCCUUACAUUCUGUAGACUCUCAAAGAGAGUACAAAUAUUAAUUAUUACGUUAUUCAUUAUUUAUAACAAUAUUUUUAAUAUUAUAUUUAAAUAGUUCUGGCAAGGUCUUUUAUAUAUAAUUCAAUGAUUAUUUUUGCUUCGAAUAAUGUUCAAACUUGUGCACUAAAUUAUAAGGCUUAGAACCAUAUUCAGUCGAUAUUUAACACCGCGCUAAGAGUUGAGUCUAUGGGUGAGAUUCAGAAACUAUACUUAACGAACAAUGACUCCCGUAUGUGAAAACCAUUACUUACUUCAAAAUAGGCUUCAUCGGCUUGAAGUCAAAAAUAGGUUGACUUCAUGCCAAGUGACGGAAAACGAUGACUUGAGCUAGACUAAGAUGCGAAUUUAGCGCCACCAAAUGGACAAUCGUGUUAUUAAAAAUACACUUAAUGAAUAAUGUAAUAUUUCACACAUUACACAAAUAAAACCUUAUAAUUUAUAUGUUUAAAAUUUUUCAAAUGAUACCAAAAUCAAUAGAAACCAGAUUUCGCGAAGUUUUGAAAAGACCUAAAAAAAGACUCUCUUGACCAUUUUUUUUUUAAUACAAUUAUGUAAACUUGGCUCGGCCGCGACUCGGCUCGAGCUUCGAUCGUCUUACAAAAAAAACACACACACAGCGUUUGAAGUGUAACUCUCGUAUGUCAAAAACGGAUUGGUCAUAGUUUGUGCUAAAUCUCGUUCCUGAACUUUACCUGUAGGCUAGGAUUCAGAAACACGUAAUAUGUCAAAUGAUCAGAUUCUGACAGAUGACAGUAACGUGACUCAAUCUCUAGCCACAAAUAAAAAAUAAAUCAGUGCAAUUGGACCGUUUUAUCUGAAGUACAUCUGUCGUUUAUUAUCACAGCGUAAACAUAAUUUUGCAGAACGACUUCUUUAGGUAUAGGAGUUCAAUUACACUGAUCAAGUUUUUACAAAUAAGUGCAUAUUUUAUGUACAAUACUAGCCAAAGAAUAUGCACUAAUAUAAAUGAUAAGUUUAUAUUUUUGAAUAGCUCCUAAGGUCUAUAUCGGCUAUAGCUUACUAAAAUCAGUAUCAUGAUAAAAUAGUUUUUGUCAAUCUCCGAGAAUUUUAUAAGCGCCUGCGAAAAUUUUAAUAUCCUUCUAGUGUAAUAUUGCUCAAAUAGUAAUAGUUAUAAUAAUUUAAUCAAGUAUUAUACAAAAUCAGAAAACAUCGAAAACACUGCCCUUAAUUAUUUGGUAAUUUAUCCAAAAUUAUAUAAUGAUAUUUACAAGCUGUAAUAAAAUAUAUA